Micropterus dolomieu (smallmouth bass) is the source of this 2662-nucleotide messenger RNA. Its product is annotated as programmed cell death 1 ligand 1-like. Lineage: Eukaryota; Metazoa; Chordata; Actinopteri; Centrarchiformes; Centrarchidae. The transcript is spliced from 3 exons. The record is from RefSeq and is a predicted model, not a curated record. The coding region runs from base 62 to 697 and encodes 211 amino acids.
GGUUCAACUGUUACAUCCAGAGCUUGAAUUGAAAAAGUAGUUUCCAGUACUCCUUAUUCACAUGCUGGCGUGUGUAUUAUAUCCCAGUACACAGAAGCAGACGGACAUCACCUGCUCUGCGAUGGAUAAGUUUGUGUUCCUGUUGAUCCUUCUCUCUCCAGCAGCUUCCGAUGUGGUACAAGUGAAACCUGGAGAUGAUGUCACUCUGCCAUGUCAGGCUGGUGAAGCCUCCAUCAGAGCUGUAGAGUGGAGCAGACCUGAGCUGGAGCCAGAGACCGUCCUCUUUUACAGAGGUCGACGCUCAGUUUCAGAACAGCAGCAUCCAUCCUUUAAGGACCGGGUGCAGCUGGUGGACAGAGAGCUGAAGGACGGAGACGUGUCUUUAAUUCUGAAGAACGUGAGCAGGAACGACGCUGGAACAUACGAGUGUCGAGUUGCAACAGGAGGUUCAAGACGUAAGAGAGCCAUCAUUAAGACUGAGCCAAUCAGAAUCAUCCAGCUGGAGGUUUCAGGGUCCAACAGCGGAGACGUCGAGGAGGGAAACUACGGUCUUUACUAUGGACUGGGAGCAGCUUUUGUUCUGGUUUGUUUAGCUGCUGUUGGAUUGGUUGUUGGCUGGAAAUAUAGAAGUCAUAAGAACAAGAAUCCAGAACAGCCUGCUGCUGCUGAUGAAGCAGUGAGUGAUCAGCUCCUCUGAUCUCUUUUCACCAAAGCCGAGUUUUAUGUGUGCAAGUCCACCCAAAGAUGGCAAAAUUAGGCCCUGUUUACACAGACAGAGGGAUUUUCAAAACCGUGACUUUUCCUAUGCGGUUUGGCCUUUCGUCCACACGGAAACGCCGCUUGAUAGUGGGUUUUUGCGUUUUUGUGUAGACAGAGAUUUUUUAUAAAUGAAGGAGGGAAAAACUGGUUAUAAAAAUACCCGUGUACGUGUGGACUAAGCCUUAGAUUGUAUGUUUCGAUGUCCUCACAAAGAAUCUGUUUGUGUGUCAGUAUCUUUUUAUACAAUCUUUGGUCAGUAUUUCUUUGUAUGUGUGUGUGUGUGGGAUCCUGAACCAUCUACCAAUCAAAACAAACCUGUGUGUGUGAAUGUGUCAGUAUGCAACACAGUGAAGAGAACACAGUCCUCAGUCCAUCAGAACUGAGGACCAGGUCCUUUUGAUAUUUUUAUAAGCUAAUGAACAUCACCAAGGUAACCAGCUCUGUCAUACAGACAGAUAGGAAAAUAAACUUUCCGUCAAAUAAACCUCCAAAAAAGCCUAAACUUUAGGUCGUAUUGGCGAAAUGACCUGUGGACCAAUGGAGGAGUUGUGUGUCACAGUAUCAGUCCGAUGGAUUCAAUAAGCUCGUGUCUAGAACCAGCAGAAAUUUACUGCAUGAAGAGUUAAAAUUGUUGUCAAGCCAGCGAGUUAAAUACAUUUUUAAGAUGAGUUUUGAAAGAAACUUUGGCGAUGAUAUCGCACACUCAUCAUUUGGGCAUCUGUGGCUCAGGGGGUUGUCCGUUAAUCAGAAGAUGGACGGUUCAAUCCCCGGGCAAGAUACUCAACCCCGAAUCGCCCCUUUUGGCUGCUCCACCAGUGUAUGAGUGUGUGUGUGAAUGGUGAAUGCAGAUGUAGUGUAAAAAACGGUCAAAAAAGAGAAAGAAAGGCUCUAUACAAAUACAGAGCUUUUACUUUAUAAGAUAAAAAAAGAGCUGGAAACUUUAUAUACAGCAAUGUUACACAAAUAUAAAAGCUGACUACAACUUUUUAUAAUAUACUUGAACUUCUUGUGAACAAGAAGGUAUGCCAAACUGACAGUUUUUGAUGAUUUCAAGCUUUUGCUCUAUUUACUUGCAUGUGCCUCAGCACUGAUGUAUCACAGGGAAUUUCAUGAACUCUAACCAGCUAACAGAUGUAUGUUAUUGUUGCCUUUUAUUUGUUUAUGAACGAUUACUGUUUACAUGCAUUUUAUUACUAAUUAUUUUUAUACUGUGCUUCUUUGUACUGUCUCAAGAUGGCUCAGACCUUUUCAUUAAACAUGAGGUAAAGAAGAGUAAUAUUUUGAUUGUUAGAAGUAGGUCAGUAGUCAUUCCCUGACUCCUCUCUGUCUGUUCCUAAAGUACAGUAUGUGAUGAGGCAAAAUUUUUAUAUCACUGAUGUCUGUCUGAUGAUAUGAAUAUGAAUGAGUACUCUCUCUAUGGAGGUGCAACAGAAAGUUUCUGCAACAGUAUGCAAAACUCAACAAAUCAUAUAAUGAUGGUUAGAGGCUGCUGCUUAAGGCGCCACGAUGGAGCAGUGCAAGCCAAAUGUUUGUCAGUGUUAGUGUGCCUACCAGGGCCCCGUAUCAGAAAGUGGGAUUAGAGAAAACCGUCAGUUUCUGCUCAGUUAAUUUCUUCGUUCAUACUGUCGAUAGCAAACAUGAUCUUGAACAUGGCCGCUUUUAUGAUCAAUCUGUCAUCGAUGUAAUGACUUAUCUCCGCACAUUGUGGAUUUAUCCUCAGCACAGAAUUAAAAUCAAUGUCUAUCUUUAGGUAUAACACUGUGACAGUUGCACUGAAAACACUUACUGUGGGCUACAUUACAGCAGUAAUCACUGUUCAAACUAAUCUGUAACCUAGAAAACUGAUCAAUGAACAGCAAUAUUUCAGGUUGCAGUCGCAUUGAUUGGAACAUUCCUGUCUUAG